Messenger RNA from Puntigrus tetrazona (Sumatra barb), 2225 nucleotides. RefSeq names its product GTPase IMAP family member 7. The coding region runs from base 163 to 1206 and encodes 347 amino acids. Gene Ontology annotation, molecular function: GTP binding. The record is from RefSeq and is a predicted model, not a curated record. The transcript is spliced from 3 exons. Lineage: Eukaryota; Metazoa; Chordata; Actinopteri; Cypriniformes; Cyprinidae.
GUCAAGAGAAAAACAAUGUUUGUACUUUCAUUUUCGCAAUUUGACGGGAUUUCGAUCUGCGGCUUUUUUUUGCACUUUUAUCAACCUGUACUUUGAUUUAACCCACGGAAAACAGGAUAACAUAUCCUGAAUUCUUUAACCUCUGUGAGUGCUACACUUAAGAUGGCAUCAGUCCAAGGAAAACCACGGAGAAGACACAGCUUAGACAGUCCACCUAACAUAAGCAGAGAAACCCCACUGAGGAUGCUGGUCUUUGGCGACUCCAGUAAGGAUCAGAUCUCACUGACACGGUCUGUGCUGGGACAAGACGUCUUUACCGGAGAUGAAGUCAAUAUUUCAACGACCGAGAAAAGUUCAGGGGUUGUGCAGGAUAGAGACAUAAUCCUAGUCAACCUACCAAAUCUUCAGGAUAACAACUUGCCACACAGUAUACUUCAUAAGGAGUUUAGGAAGGCAGUUUGUUUCUCAUGUCCUGGUCCUCAUGCUGUGGUGUUUGUUGUGGACCCAUUUAACCUGACCUCUGAUACUACGGACACACUGAAGCACAUGGUACACUACUUUGGGGAACGUGUCUUGAAGCACACAUUGAUUGUUUUAUACCAUGAGCGAGGCAUGAGAGAUCUGUCCAUAGAAGAUGUGGUAAAAAUGAACAAGAGCUUUAGAGAGCUUGCUGAGAAAUGUAGCCAGAACUACAUCUUCUACAAUGAAGAAAUAAACCGGAGCGAGUGUAGCCAGACACGAGCAUUGCUCACCCAAGUGGAUGAGAUGGUCUCGGAGCAUGGGAUGUUUUCAAACAUGGAAUUCAAGGAUGCCGAAAAAAGAAUUCAGAUAGAGGAGCGUUUCAUCCAUAAAUCGAAGGAGAAAGAGAUCAGGGAGGCAUUGAAGGUGCUGGAGAAACUACAUUCAGGAGAAGAGCUUGCCGGUGAGACCCUGAAGUAUGAAGAGAAGAUGCGGCUGAAGUGCAGAGAGAAAGCAGAGCUGGUUGUUGCAGACAAGCUUGGCUUUACUGUAAGAGUUGUUGACUAUGCUGUUGCAGUGGGAAAAGGAGCGUUUGUGGGUGCAUUUCUGGGAUUUGCAGUAGGAUAUGAAGGCAUGGUGGUGGGAGCUGCUGCUGGGGCUGUUCUUGGUGCUGCGCUUGGAGGUGCAGCUAAUGCAGCGUGGAGCUACAUUUACAAAUCCUUUACAGAUGCACGGGGGGCUACUUAGGGGCUACUUAGUAUAUAGUUUUGUUGGUAAAACAUGAAAUAAUACAAUAGUGUGUCUACAAUUGCACUCAAUAUUCACACAAUUGAGCGUAGGAAGCUCAAUAUUCACACAAUAACUUUUUGAUAUUUUUUGCCCUCGUAACUUAUAGGGGCAUUUUUUACAUGGCAAUAGACUGCAUCAUGCAGUAAAUGCUUGCGGACUUGUGUUUUUUUUUUCUUUGCAGAGCAACAUUACUUGAUAACGUGAGCUCACAUAUCAUUAAAACAACUAUUAUAUCCUCGACAGUCGCACACCUCUACCUUUCGCUAAUCAUCUAACGCAUAUUGCAGUUAGAAGCUGAUUUGGUUAGCUUUAAACAUUGUCUGGAAGUAAAGAAAGUAUGUUUUUUUAAUCCACGAUUAAGUAAAGUCAAUACAUUUGCCAAUGCUUGUCCCAGUUUUGUGGGCAGCUGCUGAGUUCCGGUCCCAAAUUAAGGUCUUUUCUCUACCUUUACCUUUUUUUCAUAAUUAAAUGUAAAAAAAUAAAAGCCACUAGGAAAACACAAACUAUAAAAACAUACUUUAACUUAAUUUAAAUUCUAAACUUAUAAAGAUAGUAAAGUUAUUUAUAAAUCAUGAUGUGUAAUCGCCAAUCAAUCUGUAAUGCUAUAAAAGUGUCUGACUCAGCUGCCACAUCUGACCGUGACGUCUAUAUAUAGCCAUUAUUUUGUAAUCAAAACGGAAAUCGUUAUUGCCGGUCUUCGACAAUAAUUCAAAUCAUUUUAAUGCAUUAACGUCAAAGCAUUAUAAGGAUUUUUGCUACUAUUCAAUUUAGGGCAUGUCUGAACUUUUGGGGGGCGACGUGUGAAUGUAUUUUUAAUAUAUAUUUGUUUAUAAAUGUGAAUAUGUUUGUAUAAUAUAUUUUAUAUGAGAUGUCUUUUAUUUGUAAAGAAAAUGUACAUCAAUUAUUUAGUAUGAAAUCUGUUGUAUUAAUCUGUACAUUUGAUAUUUUGUCUAAAUUAUAGGAAUAAAAUCUACUGC